This is a messenger RNA of Lampris incognitus (smalleye Pacific opah), 557 nucleotides long. It is a transcript of the gene hint1, whose product is annotated as histidine triad nucleotide binding protein 1. The record is from RefSeq and is a predicted model, not a curated record. Gene Ontology annotation, cellular component: cytoplasm; nucleus. The transcript is spliced from 3 exons. Lineage: Eukaryota; Metazoa; Chordata; Actinopteri; Lampriformes; Lampridae. Bases 29 to 409 code for a protein of 126 amino acids. Gene Ontology annotation, molecular function: hydrolase activity. Gene Ontology annotation, biological process: purine ribonucleotide catabolic process.
CGCCUGCACAGUUAGUUAGCGCCGCAUCAUGGCUGACGAAACAGCGAAGGCGCAGGCAGCCCAGCCGGGAGGAGAUACCAUUUUUGGGAAAAUUAUUCGUAAGGAGAUUCCUGCCAAAUUAAUCUAUGAAGAUGAUCAGUGUAUUGCCUUCCCUGAUAUUGCUCCUCAAGCCCCUACACAUUUCCUUGUGGUCCCCAAAAAGCCAAUUGUACAACUUUCAAAAGCUGAGGAGGGUGAUGCUGCAUUGUUGGGGCACUUAAUGAUUGUGGCAAAGAAGUGUGCAGAACAGAUGGGCCUGCCCAAAGGAUACAGGGUGGUGGUCAACGACGGGCCUGAUGGCGGUCAAUCAGUCUACCACAUUCACCUCCACGUCCUGGGUGGGCGCCAGAUGGGCUGGCCCCCCGGCUAACCGUCCUCCUACAAAGCCAUUAUGCAUCGACCUUCAUGUUUGUCCUCCGUAACAACCAGUGCUGUUCAUCUGUAGCUAAAAUGCCACUGUGUCAUGUAGGCAAAAGUUUGGAAAGUUAUUCAUGGUAAAUAAAUGUAUUUCACAACAA